UUUCCGUGUUUUUUUAAAACUACGCUAUAUGCAUAAAGGAAAGAGUGUUUAAAAGCUAGCAAAAAAAUAAACUGUCAAUUUUUAUUAUAUUUUUUCGUUUAAAGUGAAGGUUAAACUUGUUUAUAGUUAUACAAUUUUGAAAAAAUUGCGAUUUUUCCCUGUUAAUGAAUCCUGCCAAAAUAGAUGGACAACAAGACUGCAAAAGAUAUUUGCGUUUAAAUUAAUUCAUCCAAAUGCCAAUCGAAGCCUUUGUUAAAUGGUGACAUUUACAACAUUUUUUCUGAAAAUAAUUUCAAAUUAUCAAAAACUUGUCUGAAAUUAUAAAAACUGAACAUUGGACCUCAAAAUGCAUCUGAUUUUAAAAUAUUCUUCAACAAUAUAAGAUACUUGCAUAAAAAGAUAAAAAUCUUUAAAAAAACCCUACCCAGUGAUAGGCUGCUAUUGUUAAUUUUUUGCAGCAACCAUUUAAAUAUGAAAGAAAAAGAAAUAGUUCUAAUACAAAUAUUCUUUUAAACGUUGCAAGUGAUUUAAUUAUUGUCUCAGACACAAUGCAGAGAAUCAAGUGUGGUUCAUGCAAAACAAAAAAAGAUGAAAUACAUUGUUUACAAGAAAAAAAAACAGAAAAUUGCAGCAGAGAGUUCGUUUUUUGAAAAAAUCAAUGACCCGUAACAAGCUUACAAACAAAAAAUUUAAAAGACAGUAUUUUUCAAUAAAUUUAUGGAAAUUGAAAUAUUCAACAACAAAAAAUUCAGCAGAAUAAGUUUCAUUCUCUAGAUUUCAUAAAUGAAUUAAGAAUUCUUAAAAUUAGUAGAAUGAAGUUGCAACAAAAUUUUAAAAAGAUAGGAAGGAAACACAAAACUGUUAUUAAAGAAUUACAGGAACAGAUAAAAAUUAAAGAGCAAGAAAAUAAACAACUUGUAGAACAAAAUCAUUAUUUAACUAGUAUUGUUUUAAAAAAAAAAAUAAUAAUAGGUUACUUAAAGAAACCAAAAAAUGAAAAACAUAUGACCUACCCAUAAGAAAAUGUGUUUAUGCUGCUAUUAUUAACAAUGUGCCUGUGGAAAGUGUCUCAUUUUUGUUAGAAAAAAUUUAUCAACUGUUACACAAUACAGAACUGCAAGAAACACCUCAUCACAGUAAAUCGAAUGGCAUAUGAGCCAGGUGUUUUAGCAUUGGUUCAGGCUGGUGAGGCACUUUUUCAUUGUGAAUGUGCAACAGUAGUGUUUGAUGCAACCAGCGCUUUAGACAAACAUGUAAAUGAGUUUCUUAUCAGUACCUAUCCUCUGCAAAGAUGUUAUUCCUUAUCAACCGCUAAACUUGCUAGAGGUACAGGAUUUGACCGUGCCACUCAUAUUGUCAGUGUAAUAAGAGAACUUGCCAAUACAUUUGCAGAGUUUAAAAAUAUGCCAGCAGUAGAAGUUUUAGACGUAUUCACUCAAAAAAUAAAAAGUUGUCUGUCAGACAGAGCACCUGUUAAUAGUUGUGUGAAAAAUAUGCUUCAGGAGGAGAUGGACAUUCAAUUAAUGCAACUGCACUGCAAUGUUCAUCCAUUGGAAACUAUUGCCAUAAAAGCAUUAUUAGUUCUUAAAACAUUAGAUAAUGAGUUGAAGAUAAAACCGGCUAAAGGAACUGAUGGGGUUGCAGUAACAGUCCUAAAAAAUAUUUCUAAGCUAAGGUAAUCUUUUAUAUGUAUAUCUUUCAUUAUUUAAAUUUUUAAAAUAAAGAUAAUAUCAGCUUUGAUAAGCUACACAGAGACAGUUCUCAAAAGACAGAUGGCCAGGUAUUUGACUGGCAAUCUCUCAAAUCCAUCUAAAGAAAUGAUAAAAACCACACUAUCUGCUCCACCUCAUACAAAUGAGGCUGAAAGGAUAUUGUGCAUGCGUGAUUUUUUUUUGCGUCGUGCUCCUAAUGCUACUUUUGGUUUUCUGGAUUCUAAAAUAAAAGCCAGGGUAAACAAAACAUUAACAUGGCUUGAUGAGAAAACAUUGCAAGAACAAGAAGACCUUAUUCAAUUUGCAAUUCGCAGAGGAGCUUUAACGUGUCAAGCCUCUAAAAAUUUUAAUAAUCUUUUGUAUGAAGAAAUAGGAAAAAGAUGCACCAAAGCUAAUUUAAAAAAAGUACGUCUGGAAAGAAAGCAACUAGAGAAGAAUAUUAAAAAAGCAAUUCCUGAAAAUGCCAAAACCACAAAUCCUCUUUUUGUUAAUAUUGAUGAAAAACAAAAACAAAUUUUAGGAGCAAUUUAAAAAAAUGGAAACUUGAUAGGGCAGCUCUUAAGCCAUAAAUGGGAGCUAGAUGAUGGCAAUAUACAUUUAUUUUUUGGUAGAAUUGUUGAUCAAAAGGUAGCAACAA
This is a messenger RNA of Hydra vulgaris (swiftwater hydra), 2349 nucleotides long. RefSeq lists its product as uncharacterized. The record is from RefSeq and is a predicted model, not a curated record. Lineage: Eukaryota; Metazoa; Cnidaria; Hydrozoa; Anthoathecata; Hydridae.